Protopolystoma xenopodis is the source of this 624-nucleotide messenger RNA. NCBI's taxonomy places the organism in Eukaryota, Metazoa, Platyhelminthes, Monogenea, Polystomatidea, Polystomatidae. The record is from the annotation of a GenBank genome assembly.
AUGUCUAUAUGUCAUGAUAAAAUCACACUUUUUAAUGAGUAUGUAGGUGAAUGUAUCAUCACUUCUACGAUACUACCUGCCGAGAACGCCGUACAUCCCAGCAAGCCUCUGAUUUCCUCAUCUGCCUGCCCUGAGCCUGGCGUUGUCGUCUUUCAACCGACAGACUCCACCAGCCCCAUAUCCGUCGUCAGCCGGCGGCCUGUCGGCGGCCUCGGAAUCAACACGACGGAGCUGGUAACGCCGCUGCCUAGUCGUUGUGCCGAGACAACUUCCUGCCAGCGACAUUGCCAAAUGACAUUCGAGUGCCAUCGACCAGGUUCCAGUCGUUGGCCGGCCGAUCCUUUGGCAUCUGCACGACUCCCCUCCACCCCCUCGACACCCUCUGAUUCAUCAUCGCCAUCCUCUGGCCCAGCGACUGGCAUCAAGGGCAUAUGUCAAGUCAAAAGAAAUGUGGGUUGGAGCACCGUUCUGCCAGAGUCGAGUGCCCACAGGCCAUCUAUCAGACAGCUCUUCAGUGGACAGUCGCUAUAUCCUCCUACUCGAAACUUAACGAUGCUCAAAAAUCCUUUUCUUGAUUGGACACGCCGCCUUUACGACAGCGUGGUACAGACAGGACUCCGCUAA